AUGAUAUCACCUGUUCUUCUUAAAGUUUGGUUCAGUAAUGAAAUAAUUGGUCUUCCAUUUACUGAAAUAUUCGUUCAUUAUCAAAAAUCAAAAAAUAUAAUGUUAAAACUUAUUCAAGCUAUUGAUGAAUUAAUACAAUUUGGUAUUCUUAAAAAAGGUGUUAAAGAUAAUCGACAUGUUGUUACUGCACGAAAAGAAACUUAUUUGAGGGUGUGGGUAUGGCGGUAA
Molecule: messenger RNA, 228 nt
Organism: Adineta steineri
Lineage: Eukaryota; Metazoa; Rotifera; Eurotatoria; Adinetida; Adinetidae
Source: the annotation of a GenBank genome assembly